CUGCGCAAGCGCGAUAAUAAUCCUGUGCCUCUGUUUCAGAAGUGAGCCGCCUCGGUGGCGAUUAGUAUCUUGCGUGUAUUCGUGACCGGCCGAGAGGCACCUUUGCCAAGAUGUACGAUGCGGACGAAGAUAUGCAAUAUGAUGAGGAUGAUGAUGAAAUCACUCCAGAUCUAUGGCAAGAAGCAUGCUGGAUUGUCAUCAGCUCCUAUUUUGAUGAAAAAGGUCUGGUUCGACAGCAGCUGGAUUCUUUUGAUGAGUUCAUUCAGAUGUCUGUGCAAAGAAUUGUAGAAGAUGCCCCACCAAUCGAUCUACAAGCAGAAGCUCAACAUGCUACCGGUGAAGUAGAAGAACCACCACGUUAUCUUUUGAAAUUUGAACAAAUUUAUCUGUCCAAGCCUACUCAUUGGGAAAGAGAUGGUGCCCCUUCACCUAUGAUGCCAAAUGAAGCCAGACUCAGAAAUCUUACGUAUUCUGCACCACUGUAUGUGGACAUAACCAAGACAGUUAUUAAGGAAGGAGAAGACCAAUUACAGACACAACAUCAAAAAACAUUCAUAGGAAAAAUUCCAAUCAUGCUGCGAUCCACGUACUGCCUAUUAAACGGUUUGACUGAUCGUGAUCUUUGUGAACUGAAUGAAUGCCCUCUUGAUCCUGGGGGCUAUUUUAUUAUUAAUGGAUCAGAAAAGGUUCUGAUUGCUCAAGAGAAAAUGGCUACAAACACAGUAUAUGUGUUUGCAAAGAAAGAUUCUAAAUAUGCAUACACAGGAGAGUGCCGUUCUUGCCUGGAGAACUCCUCUCGACCAACAAGUACUAUAUGGGUUAGCAUGUUGGCCAGAGGUGGGCAGGGUGCAAAGAAGAGUGCGAUAGGUCAACGUAUUGUGGCAACUUUGCCAUAUAUCAAGCAGGAAGUGCCCAUCAUUAUUGUGUUCCGUGCAUUAGGGUUUGUAUCUGACAGAGACAUCUUGGAGCAUAUAAUUUAUGACUUUGAAGAUCCUGAGAUGAUGGAAAUGGUUAAGCCCUCUUUGGAUGAAGCAUUUGUCAUUCAGGAACAGAACGUUGCAUUGAAUUUCAUUGGUUCAAGAGGUGCAAAGCCCGGUGUCACUAAAGAGAAGAGAAUCAAAUACGCCAAAGAAGUCUUACAGAAAGAGAUGCUUCCACAUGUUGGUGUCAGUGACUUCUGUGAAACUAAAAAGGCUUAUUUUCUUGGGUACAUGGUUCAUAGAUUGUUGCUAGCAGCUUUAGGGAGACGGGAACUAGACGAUAGGGAUCACUAUGGCAACAAGCGGCUUGACCUGGCAGGACCAUUGCUUGCUUUCCUCUUCAGAGGAAUGUUUAAGAAUUUGCUGAAAGAAGUUAGAAUAUAUGCCCAGAAAUUUAUUGACAGAGGCAAAGAUUUUAACUUGGAGUUGGCAAUUAAAACAAGGAUUAUAUCGGAUGGUUUGAAAUAUUCAUUAGCAACUGGCAACUGGGGAGAUCAGAAGAAAGCUCACCAGGCUAGAGCUGGAGUGUCACAAGUAUUGAAUCGUCUCACCUUUGCUUCUACACUUUCCCAUUUGCGACGCUUAAACUCGCCUAUUGGAAGAGAUGGUAAACUAGCAAAGCCCAGACAGUUGCACAACACUUUGUGGGGAAUGGUUUGUCCUGCUGAAACUCCAGAGGGUCAUGCUGUGGGACUUGUGAAGAACCUUGCUCUGAUGGCCUAUAUUUCUGUGGGAUCUCAGCCAUCCCCAAUUCUGGAAUUUUUAGAAGAAUGGAGUAUGGAAAACCUGGAAGAAAUCUCCCCAGCAGCAAUUGCAGACGCCACAAAAAUAUUUGUGAAUGGUUGCUGGGUUGGAAUUCACAAAGAUCCAGAGCAACUUAUGAAUACACUGAGAAAACUGCGACGGCAAAUGGACAUCAUUGUAUCAGAGGUGUCCAUGAUCAGAGAUAUCAGGGAACGAGAAAUUCGCAUUUAUACUGAUGCUGGUAGGAUCUGCCGUCCACUUCUAAUUGUGGAAAAACAAAAAUUGUUACUGAAGAAGAGGCAUAUUGACCAAUUGAAAGAACGUGAAUAUAACAACUACAGCUGGCAGGAUUUGGUGGCCAGUGGUGUAGUAGAAUACAUUGACACUCUAGAAGAGGAGACUGUUAUGCUGGCAAUGACUCCAGAUGAUUUGCAGGAGAAAGGUGUGGCAUAUUGUUCCACAUAUACACACUGUGAGAUUCACCCCUCCAUGAUUCUAGGAGUUUGUGCGUCUAUUAUUCCAUUUCCAGAUCACAAUCAGUCUCCUAGGAAUACAUACCAAUCUGCUAUGGGAAAACAAGCCAUGGGAGUUUAUAUCACUAAUUUCCAUGUCCGUAUGGAUACACUGGCCCAUGUGUUAUAUUAUCCUCAGAAGCCCCUUGUGACCACACGGUCUAUGGAAUAUUUGAGGUUCAGAGAGUUGCCAGCAGGCAUCAACUCUAUAGUCGCCAUAGCUUCAUAUACAGGAUAUAAUCAAGAAGACUCUGUUAUCAUGAACCGCUCUGCUGUUGACAGAGGGUUUUUCAGAUCUGUAUUCUAUCGCUCUUAUAAAGAACAGGAGUCCAAAAAAGGAUACGACCAAGAAGAAGUGUUUGAGAAACCUAGUCGUGAAACAUGCCAGGGGAUGAGGCAUGCCAUCUAUGACAAGCUGGAUGAUGAUGGUUUGAUUGCACCUGGCGUACGUGUCUCAGGAGAUGAUGUCAUCAUUGGCAAGACAGUAACUUUGCCUGAGAACGAAGACGAACUGGAGAGCACCAAUCGUCGCUACACUAAAAGGGAUUGCAGCACUUUUCUACGAACUAGUGAAACUGGUAUUGUUGACCAGGUCAUGAUUACCUUGAAUCAGGAAGGAUACAAGUUUUGUAAAAUAAGAGUACGGUCUGUCCGAAUACCACAGAUUGGAGAUAAAUUUGCUAGUAGACAUGGUCAGAAAGGUACCUGUGGUAUCCAAUACAGGCAAGAGGAUAUGCCAUUUACCUGUGAAGGUAUCACUCCUGAUAUAAUUAUCAAUCCCCAUGCUAUCCCUUCGCGAAUGACCAUUGGUCACUUGAUUGAAUGCCUUCAAGGAAAGGUAUCAGCAAAUAAAGGAGAGAUAGGUGAUGCUACACCUUUUAAUGAUGCAGUCAACGUGCAGAAGAUUUCAAACUUGCUCUCUGAUUACGGGUAUCAUCUGAGAGGAAAUGAGGUUCUGUACAAUGGCUUUACUGGUCGCAAAAUCACAUCACAGAUCUUUAUUGGCCCCACUUACUAUCAGCGACUAAAACACAUGGUAGAUGAUAAAAUUCAUUCCAGGGCAAGAGGACCUAUUCAGAUCCUUAACAGGCAACCUAUGGAGGGUCGAUCUCGCGAUGGAGGUCUUCGAUUUGGAGAGAUGGAACGAGACUGUCAGAUUGCUCAUGGAGCAGCGCAGUUCCUAAGGGAAAGAUUGUUUGAAGCCUCAGAUCCAUAUCAGGUUCAUGUAUGCAACUUGUGCGGGCUAAUGGCAAUAGCAAACACCCGGACCCACACCUAUGAAUGCAGGGGUUGUCGUAAUAAGACACAGAUUUCUCUGGUGAGGAUGCCAUAUGCCUGCAAACUACUUUUCCAAGAACUGAUGUCAAUGAGUAUUGCACCUCGAAUGAUGAGUGUGUAGUCAUCAAACAAUUCGCCUUUUCCUGAAAUUCCUAUUGCUUUAAACUUACUUUUUAAAUGUGUUUUAAAUCCCAACAGCUGUUGUGUUUUAUUGGAAGUUUUUUUUUCAGAUUAUGAAUGUGUGAAUUUCAUGCUUUAUGUAAAUAGAAAUAAAAGCUGUCCAGACA
Molecule: messenger RNA, 3801 nt
Organism: Pantherophis guttatus
Lineage: Eukaryota; Metazoa; Chordata; Lepidosauria; Squamata; Colubridae
Gene: POLR2B
Product: RNA polymerase II subunit B
Biological process (GO): DNA-templated transcription
Molecular function (GO): DNA binding; DNA-directed RNA polymerase activity; ribonucleoside binding
Source: RefSeq, a predicted model, not a curated record